Messenger RNA from Chenopodium quinoa (quinoa), 1500 nucleotides. RefSeq lists its product as uncharacterized. The transcript is spliced from 5 exons. The coding region runs from base 240 to 992 and encodes 250 amino acids. Lineage: Eukaryota; Viridiplantae; Streptophyta; Magnoliopsida; Caryophyllales; Amaranthaceae. The record is from RefSeq and is a predicted model, not a curated record.
ACGAUUAAAAAAUAAAAAAAUAAAAAAAAUGAUUUCCACAAUAAAAAAGAAAAGAAAAAACCCACGAAUUUCCAUAAUAUUCAGCCCUUCACCCAACACAAUACAACACAACACUCAUCCCAUCUUUCCAUCCAUUCCCCCUCAUUUUCGCUCUCCUUAUUUUCUCUCUCCUCAUUUUCUCCUCUCUCUCUCUCUCUCUUCUCACCCUCCUUUCCCUUUCGCUUUCUCUCUCCGCCACCAUGAAAGACGAGUGGUUAAGAGCAGCAAUCAUCGACGACACCGUAGUAGCAGACCUUCUACUCCGCCUCAAAGAAUCUCCAACCUCUUCUUCUUCUUCCUUCAUCCUCAAGCCUCUUCCGCCGUCAUGGGGCCUCCGUCAACGCCGCUCCAAACCGCCGUCUUCUUCUUCCUCCGCCGACAAAAAGCGAGAAACUCGCCGGAGUCCCACGACACCCCUCUCCUGGACUUGCGCCGCAUCUCCCAGUGAAGGUUGCGACGAGUCUCUCUCAUUUCAUACCAACCACCUUCAUCCUCAGCCGUUCGAUCGGUUCAGAUCCAAGAUUUCAGCUUCCACUGAAACCCCGGCCACCACGACCAGCAAAAGACCUAGGAGGAAGAAGACAUUUGCUGAACUAAAAGAGGAGGAAAAUUCAUUGAUGAAGGAGCGGACAUAUUUGAAAAAGGAGUUGGCUUCAUUACGCGUAACCUUGAAACAGGAGAGAUCAAUAAAUGAGAAUCUAAAGAGAAUUAAGCUUGACCUUAAAGUAGAAUCCAGAAUAAAAUCAGAAGCAAAUUCAGUUGAUGAACGUAAUAACACGAACAAUGGAAUAUCAGAAGCAGCCUCUUCGAGUGUAUCAAGACAAAAUAAAAUUGAGGAUGCUUCAGAGCCUGAUUCAUUAUCACAGAAAUGUGCAACAUCGCAUGAUUCCCUAUUUAUGCUACCUGAUCUAAAUGUGGUGCCAGAUGAGGAUGCAGUCGUUGGAAUGAGCUGAUGAAACGAAGUUUCCAUUACCUCAUUUUCCAAAAUUUGAAGCUAACAGUUUCUAAGGUUUACUUCUGGUUGGCGCUUUGUUCAACUGUGCGAUGACUGAAGAGCCCUCCAUCAGACAGGUGUAAUUACAGCAGGACUUAGGGGAUUCACUUGGUUAUUUACUGCCCAGAUGCUAAUACAAAUCUGGGCAAUCUACGAUAAGCUUAGUAUUCAUAGUUAGAUAAUAUACAGAUACUCAAAUGUUCGUUCUUUUUUCCUUUUUCGGUCAGAUUUUCUACCAUCUUUGCUCGCUACUGCUCCAAAAAUUCGUUGGGGUAAGCCCUUUCACUUCUUUGCAUCUAGAACAAAAUACGUUACUUAAUGUAUUCUGUGCCAUUAUAUUCUUUCCUUAAUUAGGUAUUUAUGUCUUAUGGGCAGUUGUACAAUAGAUGUUAGAAUCUAUCUAAUUUCAUGACAUAAUUUAAUUUCUUUCUAACUUGAGAAAAUAUACGGUUUUCUGUUGCAUGAUA